This is a messenger RNA of Glarea lozoyensis ATCC 20868, 669 nucleotides long. Its product is annotated as Protein kinase-like (PK-like). Bases 1 to 669 code for a protein of 222 amino acids. The transcript is spliced from 2 exons. NCBI's taxonomy places the organism in Eukaryota, Fungi, Ascomycota, Leotiomycetes, Helotiales, Helotiaceae. The record is from RefSeq and is a predicted model, not a curated record.
AUGAACUUUGCUGGUCCUGUGGGUGGACAACCUCGGACCAACUCAACUCUACCUUCGCGUCCCGAACCACUCGACGACUGUGUUAUCGGCAACUGUGCUGUCAUUCGACCAAAGUGUAAACAAAUUGGGUCCACGACAGAGAAAUGGUUUGAGAAUAUAGCAGCAAAGAUACGAGUAGGGCUCUCGAAGAUCCACAAAACGAAAGACCCGGUGGUCAUUGAAGAGGAGCUUCAGAAGUUGAAGGACAAUUUUCCGGAUCCGGAACCAUACGUUCUCUGUCAUGGAGAUUUGAGCUUUGAAAAUAUCAUGGUCAAUGAAGAUAACAAGAUAACAGAAAUCAUUGAUUGGGAACAUCCCGGGUACUAUCCUUGGUGGGCAGAACGUUGGGCUCAUAGAUGUCUCACACUGGACGGGAGCGAUCACUUGAUAGAACCACUCUGGUCACGACUUUCUCCAGAUAUGGAAACUGAGAAGUACCAAUCCCGAGUCACCGAUCAUGUUUUACCCGUCAUUGAAGUCUAUGAAGUUUGUCAUGUAACGUACCAUAAUUACGGCAAUUGGUGGCUUCGGCCAGCCUUCUCCAAGUGCGAACCGUGGGCCGGAGGGUUCUUGAUGGAUGCUAUGGGCGGGGAGCAAGGGAGAAUUCAUCAGAUAGACAAACAUCAGUAG